Messenger RNA from Kickxella alabastrina, 778 nucleotides. Its product is annotated as phospholipid methyltransferase-domain-containing protein. Gene Ontology annotation, molecular function: S-adenosylmethionine-dependent methyltransferase activity. Bases 78 to 692 code for a protein of 204 amino acids. Gene Ontology annotation, biological process: phosphatidylcholine biosynthetic process. The record is from RefSeq and is a predicted model, not a curated record. Lineage: Eukaryota; Fungi; Kickxellomycota; Kickxellomycetes; Kickxellales; Kickxellaceae. The transcript has a single exon.
CUUUUCUACUUUUUUCUUGCACUUUGCAAAACAUAACAAUAUUAUACCCACUUUUUCAUCCCCCCCAAAUACAUAAAAUGUCUCUGGUCGACUUUUCCAAAACGUCGCUGUGGCUGUCGCUGGCCAGCAUUACAUUCAACCCGCUGUUCUGGAACAUCGCCGCGCGCCAAGAGUACCACACACACUGGAUCACGUCGCUCUUCAACGGCGACCGGCGCAAGGGCUGCUAUUCCAUAGCCAUGACGAUCUUUGGCCUGGGCAUUCUGCGCGACCUGCUUUUCAGCGCCGCCAUGGCCGAGCAGCCCGAGUUGCCGCUCCUUGAUACGCCACUCGUGCGCCUCGUUGCCAUUUUGCUGUUCGCUGGCGGCAUGACCUUUGUCGUCUCGUCGACGUAUAUGCUGGGGAUUACGGGCACAUUUCUGGGAGACUACUUUGGCAUUUUAAUGAACGAGCGCGUCAGUGGGUUCCCGUUCAACGUGCUGGAGAACCCCAUGUACGUUGGGUCGACUAUGUCAUUCUUGGGCACGUCGCUGUGGUACGCGCGCCCCGCCGGGCUGGUGGUCACCGCGUAUGUGUGGCUUGUGUACACCGUCGCCCUGCGCUACGAGGGUCCCUUCACCGCCAUGAUCUACUCUAAGCGGUCUGAGAGCGAGGACGCCCAAAAGAAAAAAGUCAACAAGAAGAAGCUCUGAAAUAAAAAUAAUGCUUGGAAGUAAUAAAUAAUUGUUUUUUAAAAGUUUUAUUAUAUUUAAAUCGACAAGAUAGUAACACGAAAACC